GAAGAAAGCAUUGGAGUGUAGUGUCAAUUGCGUAGUAGAUAAUAAUACAAUUAUAAUCCCUCUCUUCGCUUCUUGCUUCCAACACAACACAACAUUACUCAAAGUAAUUCUGUUCUGUUCUGUUGGUUGUAGAAGUAGAAGUUAGUCUGUAGGUUUUGUGGGUUUGUGAUAUCGGUUGAGGAAAGUGAAUGCCUAUGAUCCAUCAUCUGACAACAACCACCACCACCCUCUUCAUCAAAUCUUCACUCCCUUUCGCAUACCAUGCUCCAUUUCAAUAUGAAUAUCAUAAUGAACAAAACCCUAGACCUAGACCUAGACCUAGACCUAGGAGGAGGCGCUCCAUUUCCCAGUGGUCAAUCCCUCGCUGCUGCAAAAAAGAGCAAGUGUAUCCUAAUCCUCCAACUCCAAGGGCCAAGCGAAGCUCAAACGUAGGAAUUAUAACAGCCACAGGGAAAUCAAAAGAAAUAGAUGUGGCCACUUUGGGAAAUCUGUGCGUUGAUAUUGUGCUUAAUGUUCCCGAAUUGCCCCCCAAUGACCCUGCUCUUCGCAAGCUCUACAUGGAUCGCUUAUCAGCUUCACCGCCCGAUAAGCAAUACUGGGAAGCCGGUGGUAAUUGCAAUAUGGCAAUAGCAGCAGGUCGGGUUGGACUUGAUUGUAUAACAAUUGGUCAUGUCGGUAACGACAUUUAUGGACGCUUCCUCCUAGACGUCCUUCGUAAUGAGGGUAUUUCUAUGGUUGGAAUGAUGACCCCCCCCACUCAACUACAUUCUGAUCAUCUUCUUCAUGUUGCCUCUUCUUAUCAAACACUUCUCUGCUGGGUUCUUGUUGACCCUUUACAAAGACAUGGUUUUUGCAGUCGAGCUGAUUUCAGUGACCAGCCUGCUUUCAGUUGGUUGACCACACUCUCCAACCAUGUCAAGAUGGCCAUUCAAAACUCAAAGAUCCUCUUUUGUAAUGGUUAUGGCUUUGAUGAGCUUUCCCCCCACCUGCUUACCUCUGCUCUACAAUAUGCUGUUGAAGUUGGGACUUGUGUUUUUUUCGAUCCUGGACCCCGUGGAAACACUCUUUCCAAUGGAACUCCCCAACAACAGACAGCCCUUUCCCACUUCUUAACAAUGAGCGACGUUCUCCUUCUCACUUCUGAUGAGGCUCAAGCACUGACGGGCAUAAAAAAUCCAAUAUUAGCAGGGCAGGAGCUGCUCAAGAAAGGUGUGCGCACAAAAUGGGUGAUUGUUAAGAUGGGUUCAAAGGGUUCAAUUAUAAUCUCUAUGUCAAGUAUAUCUUGUGCUCCUGCAUUCAAGGUGAAUGUUAUUGACACUGUGGGGUGCGGAGAUAGUUUUGUGGCUGCUAUUGCAUUUGGUUUUAUACACAAUAUGCCCAUGGUUAGUUCAUUAGCACUCGCAAAUGCAGUGGGUGCUGCAACUGCCAUGGGUUGUGGUGCAGGUAGGAAUGUAGCAACCUUGCAGAGAGUAAUAGAACUCAUGAAGACUGCAGAGCUCAAUGAGGAUGAAGAAUUUUGGAAUGAACUGCUUGCUGAAAAUGUGGACACUGAAGAAAUUACAUUUCUCUCGAAAUUUGUUGUUAAUGGAAACAACCACCAGUUGAACCGUAUUGCACUACAAAAGGUGGUCUCGGAACUGCUACCUAAGCUUGAAUCUUCACCUGUGGAGGGAAAAGUGCCAUCUUGAUAGAUUAGGAAACAUGGCAACUUUCCAGCAAUGGACAUAGAUUUUAUAAGAACCAAUGCAUUCUCUCAGUUGGUUGCACUCACAAUUUACUACCUUGAAAUGAGGCCUGGGUAGGAGACAAUAAACACAGAUUGGAUUCAUCUCCAUUCAAAUCAGAUGAGGUAAUUGUUGGGUAUCAAAUUAGUUGAAGGGGCGAGCAAUGUUGCAUAGCCUGUUUUACUGUUCGGAUUUUAGGUGAAAGUUUUGCUUUUUAUAGGUUAGCAGCUAUGCUUCAACGUACCAAAGAGUUUUACAUCUGAAUUGGGUUUCUGCAAGCAACUUAUUCAUGAUUUUGUAGAUUUUUUUUUUUUUUUUUUUUUUUUUUUUUUUGCACCAUUGCAAUAAGAAUGCUUCCCAAGUAGGUACCUGAAUCUCCUUGUGUAAAGUUGGCAUUGUAAUGUGAUACUUCAAUAGCAUAAAGGAAGCAAUUUUCCCUGUA
Quercus robur (English oak) is the source of this 2166-nucleotide messenger RNA. Its product is annotated as fructokinase-1. NCBI's taxonomy places the organism in Eukaryota, Viridiplantae, Streptophyta, Magnoliopsida, Fagales, Fagaceae. The record is from RefSeq and is a predicted model, not a curated record. The coding region runs from base 189 to 1688 and encodes 499 amino acids. The transcript has 5 exons.